CAAAUAUUGAAGCGGCUGAUUCGUCGGCUGUGCUACACGUGAAACUUAAUUGAAUUGCUUGUUAUACAUUAUGAACACUGAAGAGGGUAGAUUAAAUGCAUACAAAGAAAAAACUAAAGUCGACGGUGAAGAGUUGGUGCGUAAUGUCUUUCCAAAACGUGUAUUUGAAAUGGAAGAUAUACUAGCUUCGGACAUGUUUUUUCUCGAAGGAAAGCAUAUCCAUUCUGAUGUGAAUAUACCUUAUCCUAUUAAUUCACAUAACUCAUUAAAUUCUGGUGAUGAUAUGGAUUCUGCUUUAAUCAAUGAUACAGAUAAGCUGAUCAAUGAUAAACAACAAUUUCCUAGUAAAGGUUCUUUUGUCUACACUUUACCGAAUGGUUAUGUGUCAUAUAAUAAACAUAUCAAAGCAAUGAUAGAGAAAACUAAACCAUGUUUAACUCAACUUAUGAUUGAAGCUCAACUUGUUCGUUUAUGGGUUCAAUUUAAUAUACCACGAAUUGAAGAUGGAAAUAAUUUUGGUGUAGGAAUACAAGAAGAGAUUUUAGGUGAAGCUUCCGGGAUUGAAAGAGACGCUUGUACUUUCUUGGAUCAGGUCACAAGGUUUGUAUAUCCUUAUUUGUUUUGCAAUCCCCCCAAUAUAUAUGCAUAAUUGAAGUGGUUUUGUGGAGAUUAGUUUAAUUUGUAGGUAAUAUUCCUUAUAAGUUGAUUUUAGUUGGGGUGCUGUUGAAAAAAGGGGUAAAGACCAUCUGUUUUGGGCUUCUCGACAGUGUGCAUCUGCGACCUCACAAGGAUCAAACCCAGGAUCUACAGGCUUCGUAGAAAACGCUCAGCUGUUAGAACCACUGGGUCAGCGUCCAGUGGCACAGUUCUGGCUUCAAUCAAUAUUCCAUAUAGCACGAUGAACAUCCGAUGCCGUUCUUCACAACUUAACUCCAAAGAUGCUUGAACUCCACUACUUACGAAUUCGCACUAAACUUCAUGAAUAACUUGAAAUAUUAUGCUUCAAGAGGGAAAUUAGUGGGUAAAGUAGCAAAAUAUCCUCAUAUUGAAGAUUAUCGUGAAUGUAUCCGUGAUAUGGAUGAAAAGCAAGCAAUAACAAUGCGCUAUAUUAUCAUGGAAAUUCGUAAUCAUUAUGCCACUUUACAUGAUAUCAUCAUCAAAAAUCUGGAUCGUAUAAAAAUGCCUCGUUCUAAUAAUGCAAUCAAUAUGUACUGAUUAACGGAAUCCUUAUUUAGUUCUGUGCUUGUCCACACUGAGAUUUUGAUUGUAUGUAAAUACAUACGUAUUGUUUCCAAA
Messenger RNA from Schistosoma turkestanicum, 1296 nucleotides. The record is from the annotation of a GenBank genome assembly. Lineage: Eukaryota; Metazoa; Platyhelminthes; Trematoda; Strigeidida; Schistosomatidae.